AGUUCCAAAAAUGUUUGCAAAACUCUAAGAUGAACUGCACAGCAUAAGUUUAAGAGAAGCUGCUCAGAUAUAAAGUAGCAUGAUGCAAACCAAUGUAGCGUCUGAAUUCAAGUUAUCAACUUUGAUUAAGAUACACUGAUUUAUUUGCACCAAUCAUGUCAGCAUCUGAUUUCAAAAGGAAGCGUGGGAGGAUGCUGUCAAAUCUCACCAGAGUAAGAAGACGAGCCCUAGUAAUGAUUGAAAAUAGAGGCUCUAGGACGCAGCUGGUCGACAUGCUUAAGGAGCUGGACGCUGCACUUGAGUCUUUAGAAGAAGUGAACGAAGAGCUCAAAGAAGCAAUAGCAGAAGAUGAAGCACUUGUUCAAGAAGCGGUCGAUUACAUGAAGGUUGCAGAGCAGCAACACGACGAAGCAUAUCAAUGCAUACGAGAAUAUUUGAAAUCCAGACAAGGUGAAACACCAUCUAUAGUGUCGGGCUCAAUUCAGUCUCACCAGUCCAGCAGCUCGUUAGCUGCUCGAAGCGCUGACAUUGCUUUUCAAGUGAAAGAAAAGGAACGUAAGCUUCUGGAGCGGCGACACCUGAGAGAAAGGGAAGAACAAGAGUUGCGAAGAAAAAAUGAGCUUCAAGCCGCUAAAGAUGCCGAAGAGUUAGCCAGGCUAGAAGCGCGCCUUACCGCAGCUGCUGAGAGUGAGCUCAGCUGGGACCGCAGAAAGGAUUUUGAUGGUGAGGCAUCCGCAGUUGAAGAGCAAGGAGCUCAAACCGAAGGCGAUUCCCCAGCUGAAAAGGAGUCUGAAGAUGACAGCCCUGAAGUGCAUGUGCCUAUUCUGCCGUCCAGCGCCCGUCCUGUGCCAACGCAAUCUGAAUCUCUGUUCGCAAGAAGUCUCCCAAGAAUCACGCUGCCAAACUUCAGUGGUAGUCCGGGAGAGUGGCCAAGAUGGUUCGCGCUCUUCCGAACAUUGGUGCACGAUCAAGCAACCUUAAACUCCACUGAAAAAAUGGCGCAUCUACAAAACGCAGUAACGGGUCCGGCGCAGCAGCUGAUCAGUGGGAUGCUCUACGAAGGGACUCUCUAUGAAGAAGCGCUGCACGCGCUAGAAAACCGCUUUGGCAGACAAGAGGACAUUGUGCAGGCGAAAAUGAAGGCUAUCUUUGCAUGCCCGUCGCCAGCAGAUCUAGAUCUGCAAGGAUUGGAACGGUUUCACUCAGCUGUUCACUCUGCCGUAACAGUUCUUCAGAACCUGAAGUACGAAGGAGACCUUCAAAGCACAGAAAACCUGCGUAGAAUAGUGGAGAAGUUGCCGCAAGAAAUGAAGCGCGUUUGGAGCGCACACGUCGUUGAAAUGGAGCCGGCCCGAGCUACAUUGAUCAACUUCGACCAGUGGCUCACAAAACAAGUGAGGAUCUCUCAGAAGCUCACUGCCGUGACAAUUCAAGACACUGAUCAAGUCAAAAAACGCGCCUGGCAGUCCAGACCAGCAACUGGAGCACAACAUCAAAAGACAAAAGAAAAGACACUGGCGACACUGGCUACAAACACUACAGCCUCACUCGAUUCUGACACUUGUGUGUGUUGCAGCGGGAAGCAUCAUUUGAAGGACUGCGAAGCAUUCAGAGCGCGAGACGCCAAUGGCCGAGCUGAGCUAGUGUUCAGCUCAGGAAUGUGCUUCAUCUGCUUAAAGAAAGGCCACAUGAGCAGAAAUUGUGUCUUUUCUAAGAAGUGUGGAAUAGACGGGUGCAGGAUGAAACACCACAAGAUGCUGCACGGCAGUCACCGUGUAAGGCCUCACGGUGGUGACCAGAGAGUCAUAGCCGCAGUAACGGGAAACCGACCAGCAGAGGGAAUGACGCUUCUCCAGAUAGUUCCCGUUCGAGUGCACGGCCAAGAUGGAAGAUUUAGAGACACGCUGGCCCUGCUAGAUCCAGGAUCUCAGACCAGCUUAUGCUCGGAAGCAAUCAUCAGAGAUGUGAAGAUUUCAGGCGAAGCGCAGUCGCUAUGCAUCGAAAAUGUUGAAGGACGAGGAAGUACCAAGAGGUCUGAAAGGGUCCAGCUGACUCUGAGUCCUUUGUGCGAAGGUCAAGAUGUUGACCGCAAGAUCCUUGUUCCUGAAGCGUUCUCUGUGCCGCGAGUAAACGUCCGAGCACAGCACAUUCCUAAACGAUUGAAAGAUGACUGGAAGCAUCUACAAGGCAUAAACAUACCUGACUGCUCACAGGGAACAGUGGAGGUGCUUCUAGGCGCUAAUGUCCUUGAAGCCGUUCUUCAACGCGAAGCCAAAGUUGGACGAGCAGGAGAACCGGUGGCGGUGCGCACGGCAUUUGGCUGGACGUUGACCGGCACGAUCGCUGGUUUCGUCCCACCUCAAACCAGAGAGGUGAUGUUCAUCCACCGUGCGGACACAGAAGACAGGCAUCUCGGAGAGUGUGUCGAAGAGUGGUGGAAGACUGAUUCAUUUGGCACGAAAGUUGAGCUCAAAGGGGAAGCUUCAGCAGAAGACCUGCGGGCAUUGCGUCUCCUAGAUACAUCAGUGAAGAAAUGCGGAGACCGAUACGAAGCAGGACUUCUUUGGAAAGGCAAAGAUCAGAGAAUGCCUGACAACAGAGCAUCAGCCAUGAGAAGACUUCAGAGCCUUGAGAAAGGCUUGUUACGUAACCCGGAAAAGGCUAAGGCGUAUGAAGCCGAGCUCCAAGCUUAUGUUGAAGCGGGGCACGCACGCAAGCUGUCUCAAGAAGAAGCCGAUCAGCGUUUGAAAAAGCGCUGGCUUCUACCACAUCACGCGGUAGUAAACCCCAAUAAACCCAAGCUGAGGGUAGUCUUUGAUGCUGCAGCGACACACCUGGGAGUGUCCCUGAACAGUGAGCUGAUGAAGGGACCGGACAUGCUGCAGAAUCUGGUUGGAAUUUUGCUCCGCUUCAGAGAGGAACAGACUGCCAUGGUAGCAGACAUCAAGAAGAUGUUCCACCAGAUCAGGAUUCGCCAGGAAGACCAGCCAGCAUUAAGUUUCUGGUGGCGAAACCUUGACACCACACGACAGCCUGAUAUGUACCAAAUGCAAGUAGCAAUAUUUGGCGCGAAGUGCAGCCCAGCGAUCGCAAAUUUUGUACUACAGAGAGCGGCAGAAGACGGCUGCACUGGCACAGAAGAGUCCACAGCAGCCAAGAAAGCGGUUCAGACCAGCUUUUACAUGGAUGACUUCGUCAAGUCAGAAUGUUCCAGUGAAGCUGCACUCAAUAUGAAAAGAGAAGUCUCCAGCAUCCUCGCCAAAGGAGGGUUUUGCCUCACGAAGUGGAUGAGCAAUGAGGAGAGGGUGCUGGCUGAAGUCCCGGUUGAUGAAAGAGCUGUCUUGAAGAUAGACUCGUCGGGCAAGUCGUACUGCAGCGUUUUAGGAUGCAAAUGGACCCCGCAGGACGACUACCUGGCCGUCAAGUGUAGCGUAGUCGCGGUGCCGCCGACGAAGAGAGGAAUCCUGAAGCAAGUCGCGUCUAUGUUUGAUCCUUUAGGGAUCGUGGCGCCCUACACACUAGUGGCGAAGAAACUGAUCCAGAGUCUCUGGGAAAGAAAGCUAGGCUGGGAUGAAGGAAUCACAGGAGAAACCCUACAUAUCUGGAGACGCUGGCAAGAAGAGCUUCAGCAUGUUGAGGACGCAUGUGUUCCACGGUGGUAUGGCGCGCCGGAACAAGAAGUUGACGCUCAGUACGAGCUGCACAUGUUCAGCGACGCCUCCGAAUUAGCGUUCGGUACCGUAGCAUACAUCAGAGUAUUGUCCAGCGGCUACUAUCACAGUCGCUUUGUGAUGGCUCGCACUAGGCUCGCACCUCUGCGACAGCUGUCGAUAGUCCGACUUGAGCUGCAAGGUGCCGUCAUGUCAACAAGAGUAGCCAGUCUUAUCAAAAGGGAAAUGAACUACAACUUCAAGCGAAUCGUCUUCUGGACAGACAGUCAAGUGGUGCUGCAGUUUUUGAAGAACGAAAGUCGGCGAUACCACACAUUUGUGGCGAAUCGUGUAUCUGAGAUUCACGACACGACAAGCCCAGAUCAGUGGCGCUUCGUGCCAGGCUCAGAAAAUCCGGCAGAUCUCUGCUCAAGAGGAAAGUCUCUGUCAGAGUUGAAAAACCAGCAAGAGUGGUGGCUAGGCCCAGCGUUUCUAGAAAGCAAAGAAGAGCACUGGCCACCACAAGAAGACGUAGGAGACAUCAGUCCAGACUGUGUAGAAGUCAAGAGGUCAGCAGCCAUCUGUGCGACAAGUCAUGCUAGUUCACCAAAAGAAGAGAUCACUUCUCUACUGUCCCAGCUCAUAGACCCGGCGCGGUUCUCUUCAUGGACUCGUUACAGACGCAUUGUCGCAUGGAUAAGGCGAUUCAUCAGCAACGUGAAGAGCAAGGUUGCUGGCACAGAAGUCAUUGAUGGUCCACUACGCAGCGCAGAAAUUGAUGCGGCUGAAAUCAGCAUAAUAAAGGACGAUCAAGAAACCUGCAUGAAACAAGCUAGUCUCGACCACCUGUCUCCAUUCCGAGAUCAACACGGCCUCAUGAGAGUUGGUGGGCGCCUGAGCAAGACUUCGUUAGACGAGUACACGAAACACCCCGUCAUUCUUGACGCCAAGAGUGAGAUCACCAGACUGGUCAUUGUCGAUGCACAUCAGCGAGUCAUGCAUUGGGGAUUGGAAAGAACACUUUGUGAGCUGAGAUCGAAGUACUGGGUGCAACGGAUGCGGUCAGCUGUGAAGAAGCACCUGUGGAAGUGUGCAUUCUGCCGUAACCGCCGCGCCUCGCCUCAGCCACCCAGGAUGGCAGACUUGCCAGAGGCCCGUCUAGACAUGAGACGUCCGUUCAGCACAGUCGGACUCGACUUUUUCGGACCUCUGACGGUGAAGAAGUUUCGAAAGACAGAAAAGAGAUAUGUGCUGCUGAUCACAUGUCUCGCCACUCGGGCCAUCCAUUUGGAGCUAGCUGCUUUGAUGGACACCAGUAGCUUCAUCAUGGCACUGCGCCGCUUUAUCGCACGAAGAGGUAGACCUCGAACUAUCUACUCGGACAAUGGCACUAAUCUAGUCGGAGGCGAAAGAGAACUGCGAGAAGCCAUCGAACAUUGGAAUCAGGCACAGAUAUCCGAUGCUUUGAGUCAGAGAAACAUCCAGUGGGUGUUCAUCCCGCCAGCCGCCCCGCAUAUGGGCGGUGCAUGGGAGCGUCUGAUCGCCUCGGUGAAGCGCUCCCUCAAAGUGGUUCUAGGAAACAAAUGCGUCUCGGAGGACGUUCUUCAGACGACCCUAGCGGAGGUCGAAUUCAUGAUCAACGGCCGUCCUCUGACCUACAUUAGCAGUGAUCCUCAAGACCCCGAACCUCUUACGCCCAACCACUUCUUGUUGGGCUCAUCUGAUGGAAGAGAAGGACUACCGCCAGGGGUAUUCAAUGAUGCUGAUGCUGAUGUUGUUGGACGGAGGAGAUGGCAACAAGUACAGAUCCUCGCUGAACAUCUGUGGAAAAGGUGGCUCAAGGAGUACCUUCCUACGCUGAUAAACAGACAGAAAUGGAAGACAGAGAAGAAGAAUCUGCAGAUAGACGACGUAGUUUUGGUCGUCAACAGUCAGAGUCCUAGAGGAUACUGGGAAUUGGGACGCAUCACAAGAGUCUACCCAGGCUCUGACGGAGGAGUCAGAUCAGCGGAAGUGAAGACAAAGAGUGGGACGUAUGUUCGCCCGACAACGAAGUUGUGUCUCUUGGAGAGUCUCAACUAAGCCUCUAAAUCGGAAUCAUCGGAGAAUCCGUGCGACGGGGUGCACGGCCAACUGGCCCAAUAUGUGAUGCUCAUGUGAGACGAACCGUGAAAGUAAUGUUGAUCUUGAUGGAGGGGGUACGUUCUGUGUUCGAAGACAUUGAUAAUGAUCCGCGUGGCUAGCACCCACAUUUGUGACCUGCGUAAGGUCAACGCGAGCCGUGACAGAAUCGGCAUGGGCCGUUAGUGCUCAGAGCUGACACGGUGUGGUCGUUAAGUGCAGAGUGAAAGACACCGAGGGGUGUCAGGAACGUGUGGCCUGUAUCGCGAGUGACAUGUUUCGUGUUCCCCCUUGUGAACACUGGUGGGGGAGGAUGUCGCGACCGGGGGGUACUGUGCGUUUGUUGCCUAGCAACGAAAUUGUUGUCAUAUUUUUGUGCUUAGAAAAUUAAGGAAAAGGGGGCUUUUUGGAUGAGAAACUGAUUGAAACGGGGUCAUUAUUAUAGCUCAUUCUGAAACAGUGAAAGUAAAUAUGCAAAGCCAAGGACGAUGCAUUCACUGAUUAACAAGUGUCAAAGUGACAUUCAAGAAGGGUUUAUCUUGAUGUUUCAACUUAUUUCUUAGUU
Molecule: messenger RNA, 6336 nt
Organism: Amphibalanus amphitrite
Lineage: Eukaryota; Metazoa; Arthropoda; Thecostraca; Balanomorpha; Balanidae
Exons: 1
Coding region: 156-5732 (1858 amino acids)
Biological process (GO): DNA integration
Molecular function (GO): nucleic acid binding; zinc ion binding
Source: RefSeq, a predicted model, not a curated record